Molecule: messenger RNA, 933 nt
Organism: Pelobates cultripes (western spadefoot toad)
Lineage: Eukaryota; Metazoa; Chordata; Amphibia; Anura; Pelobatidae
Source: the annotation of a GenBank genome assembly
AUGGAAUAUGUCAACAAAACUACAGUGAAAGAAUUUAUUCUUAUGGCCUUUUCUAAUUUCCAUCAAUUUCAGAUGUUAAUUUUCAUCAUAAUCCUAUUGAUGUAUAUAAUAUGUGUAACCGGCAAUCUUGUGAUUAUAGUAUUAGUUAAAAUUGGGCCGGAUCUUCAUACACCAAUGUAUUUUUUCAUCAGUGUCUUCGCAGCUCUAGAAAUUUCUUUUGUGUCUGUCACAGUUCCUAAACUAUUAGCUAACCUUAUCCUAGGCAGUAGAACAAUCACGUUCAUUGGCUGCUUUGUCCAGUUAUUUACUUUCAAUGCACUAGGGGUAACAGAAUGUUAUCUCCUUGCGGUCAUGGCCUUCGAUCGAAAUUUGGCAAUUAACAACCCAUUAAGAUAUGGAGCCAUUAUGAGUCAUACAUUUUGCUUCAAGCUUGCAUUUCUUCCUUGGAUUGCAAGUUUUACAAUUGUCUUAAUUCCUACAAUUCUAACAGCUGAUCUUGAUUAUUGUGGACCCAAUGAGCUCAACCACUUUUUCUGUGACUUGGCUCCAGUACAGAGCCUCUCAUGUUCCAAUCCCUUCAUCAGUAAUGUGGUCACAAGCAUUGCAUCAAUUUUUGCAAGUCUUAUGCCCUUUCUCCUCUUAAUAGGAUUCUAUAUUCAUAUCAUCAUCGCCAUUUCAUUGAUUAAGAGUAUGGAUGGGAAAAAGAAAGCCUUUUCUACCUGUUCCUCACAUCUCAUGGUAGCCAGUAUGUUUUAUGGCUCAGUUGUUAUUGUAUAUAUAAAACCCAAAGGUAGCCAGUAUGACAAGUUUAUUUCCCUUAUCUACACUGUCAUCAUUCCAACUCUGAACCCUUUUAUCUACACUUUGAGGAACAAAGAUGUCAAAAUAGCUCUUACGAAAUUAAAGCCUUCUCAAUAUUUCACGAAUCCUUAA